AUGUGUGUAACAGAUGAGUACUAUAUUACUCGUCAUCAUCAUUUUCAAUUAUGGGCAUGGGAUCCGGAGACCUCCACAUGGGAUUGCAGAUUCGAGACCCGUGAUUUUCCACAAGUCAACACCAACAUUCCACCCAAAGGUGCAGUAUUCCAUCAUGAUUGGCUAUAUCCAGUGUUUUUAAGCCAUAAAUCAUCUCCAACAGGACAAUUCAUUGUCAAAGAAUAUGAUAAUCGGCAUUUGCUUUUGUACAGUGUCUCCAGCAGGGAAAUCACGCAUUUCACUACACCGCCGGAUCUGGAAAGUAGCUAUACAUUAGAGCAUGUUACUUCUGAGAAACAUUAA
This is a messenger RNA of Oldenlandia corymbosa var. corymbosa, 342 nucleotides long. The record is from the annotation of a GenBank genome assembly. Lineage: Eukaryota; Viridiplantae; Streptophyta; Magnoliopsida; Gentianales; Rubiaceae.